UCAUAUUGUCCAGUACAUGUAUGGUUGUGAAUGGGACGAUGAAACUAACGAAGUGAAUGGAUUUCGACAGUUUGGUUACGAUGGAGAAGAUUUCAUCUCUUUGGAUCUGAAGACAGAAACAUACAUCGCUCCAGUUCAACAGGCUGUUCCCACCAAACACAAGUGGGACAGUAACAAAGCAGAGUUGGCUUAUUGGAAAAACUACUUCACCACAGACUGUGUUGAUUGGCUGAAGAAGUAUGUGGAGUUUGGUCGGAGCUCACUGAUGAGAAAAGAUCUUCCCUCAGUGUCUCUCCUCCAGAAGACUCCCUCCUCUCCGCUCACCUGCCACGCUACAGGUUUCUACCCCGACAGAGCCGACUUGUUCUGGAAGAAAGACGAGGAGGAGCUCCAUGACGUGGUCAAAGGAGAGAUCCUCCCCAACCAUGACGGGAGCUUCCAGAUGAGCGUUGAUCUGGAUCUUUCAGGGCUCAAAGAUGAAGACUGGGGGAGGUACAGCUGUGUGUUUCAUCUGGCUGGAGGACAGGAAGUCUCCAAGAGACUGGACAAACGGGACAUCAGGACCAACUGGAAGACAAAUGAUGGAGGACUUCACACUGGACUUGUUGGACUGGCCACUCUGGCAGGCUGCAUCUAUGUACUCGUCAUCUACUUGAAGAAAGGACCUCAAGGGUUCAGAGCCACUAACACCUCUGAAACUUCCCCUUCAUCAGGAGAAGAUCCAUCUAUGCAGAGCAUCAGAAACCUCUUCAUGAAAGGAAGAGUCCAGAGAGCUCCAGUCAUUGAGUCUGAUGGAGCAAGAGCCAAAAGAAAUGAUGGAGAAGUUGCUGAUUGCUCCACUCUGAGCUGCUCUCCAGGAUGA
Messenger RNA from Salarias fasciatus (jewelled blenny), 862 nucleotides. RefSeq names its product class I histocompatibility antigen, F10 alpha chain-like. Gene Ontology annotation, biological process: immune response. Gene Ontology annotation, cellular component: external side of plasma membrane. Lineage: Eukaryota; Metazoa; Chordata; Actinopteri; Blenniiformes; Blenniidae. The transcript is spliced from 5 exons. The record is from RefSeq and is a predicted model, not a curated record. The coding region runs from base 17 to 862 and encodes 281 amino acids.